AGAAAAAUCGCCAAUCAUGAAUCAUCGUGUUUGAUGAUUUGCGUUAAAGUUCGAAGCGAAAAAAAAAAUUUGAAAUUCAAUUAACAUUAUUGAUCCAUUGGAUAGUAAAAUGAAAGUCAAAGUAAAAAAUUGGUCAGCUGUUGCAAUAUGGAAAUGGAUUGCUAAUGAUGAUAAUUGUGGUAUUUGUCGAAAUGCAUUUGAUGGUUGUUGUACUGAAUGUAAAAUGCCCGGAGAUGAUUGUCCAUUAGUAUGGGGAAAAUGUUCACAUUGUUUUCAUAUUCAUUGCAUUAUGAAAUGGUUAACAUCACAAAAUGUACAUCAACAAUGUCCAAUGUGUCGACAAGAAUGGAAUUUUAAAGAAUAACAAAAAAAUCAGUAUUAUUUAAUUCAAAUAAUGGUCCCAUUUAAAAAAACAUAAUUAUUUCAACAAUUUAACAUGAUAAAAAUUCAAAUAAAUUCAACAACAAAAAAAAUAAUCAACAACAGAAUCAGAAAUGAUCAUAUCUUAAGAAGAUUCAAU
Messenger RNA from Dermatophagoides pteronyssinus (European house dust mite), 520 nucleotides. RefSeq names its product anaphase promoting complex subunit lemming A (gene lmgA). NCBI's taxonomy places the organism in Eukaryota, Metazoa, Arthropoda, Arachnida, Sarcoptiformes, Pyroglyphidae. Gene Ontology annotation, molecular function: ubiquitin protein ligase activity; zinc ion binding; cullin family protein binding. The record is from RefSeq and is a predicted model, not a curated record. Gene Ontology annotation, cellular component: anaphase-promoting complex. Gene Ontology annotation, biological process: anaphase-promoting complex-dependent catabolic process.